This is a messenger RNA of Eruca vesicaria subsp. sativa (arugula), 525 nucleotides long. Lineage: Eukaryota; Viridiplantae; Streptophyta; Magnoliopsida; Brassicales; Brassicaceae. The record is from the annotation of a GenBank genome assembly.
AUGUGGACAGAGAAAGAGUUCAUAACCUCUCGAAAGACUUGUCCUUCCCGGGACUUAGAACCGCAAAUUUACUCAUUCAACGAGAAUGUUUUAUCCGCUUCAAGAAAGCUCACAAAGCUCUCUCCAGUGUCUUCUCCUACACAGCAUCUGCUCGUUUCAGCGAUCUCAAGUCCCAAGUUUGUUCAGAGGUUUGUGAAAACCAACAGGGAGAGGUUGAUGAGGAUCAACACAGAGCUAGUCAAGGGGUUGAAAGCGUUGAAGAUUGAGUGCACGAAAAGCAAUGGUGGGCUCUUCUUUUGGGUGGAUAUGAGAGGGUUGAUGUCGUCUGAUAGUGAGAAAGGCGAGAUUGAGCUGUGGAACAAGCUCUUGAAGAUUGGGAAGAUCAAUGUAAUACCGGGAUCUUGUUGUCAAUGCAUUGAACCGGGAUGGUUUAGGCUCUGUUUCAGUAAUUUUUCAGAGAGAGAUGUGCUUGUAGUUAUGAACCGUUUUAGGAAAGUUUGUGAAAGUUGUAAAUCUCAACAUUGA